AUGGAUGUGAAUAUGGGCUGGUGGGCAGGCAUGCGAGCCCCUCUCCUCGGCCUGGCCCUGCUGCUGCCGUUACUGCUCUUCCAGCCUCCUCCCUGCAGGGGUCAGAACAUCCCAGGGGCCCCUCAGGAUGGCCAUCACUUCAGCUUCACUCAGGCGGUUUACCACGCCACAGUUUAUGAGAACUCAGCAGCACGCACCUACGCCAACAGUAAAGUUAAAAUGGGCAUCCACCUGUCUCAGCGCUCCUGGGAGAUCCGCUACAGGAUCACGUCAGGAGACGAUGAAGGCUUCUUCAAAGCAGAGGAGUACGUCCUGGGAGACUUCUGCUUCCUACGCAUAAGGACUAAAGGUGGAAAUGCUGCCAUCCUAAACCGAGAGAUUCAGGAUAACUAUGUUCUGACAGUGAAGGCCUCUGUGAAGGGAGAGGCCCUCCUUGAGACCUGGACUAAAGUCAGCAUCCAGGUUCUGGAUAUGAAUGACCUUCGACCCCUGUUCUCCCCAACCACCUACUCUGUCACCAUUGCCGAGAGCACGCCCCUCAGGACUAGCAUAGCACAAGUUACUGCCACAGAUGCUGACAUCGGCUCUAACGGGGAGUUUUACUAUUUCUUUAAGGAGAAGAUGGAGCUGUUUGCAGUUCACCCGACUAGUGGUGUGGUUUCUCUCAGCGGGAAGCUCAAUAUAGACGAACAGAACCGCUAUGACUUGGAGAUCUUAGCAGUGGACCGUGGCAUGAAGCUCUAUGGGAAUAAUGGGGUCAGCAGCACAGCUAAGCUUUUUGUGCAUGUGGAGCGGGUUAACGAGCACGCUCCUGUCAUGAAUGUGGUGACUCACAGUCCGUCGUGGCUGGAUAAAAACCCUGUGUAUGCCAUGGUCACAGUGGAGGACCUGGAUGAAGGCUUGAACGGAGAAAUCGAUUCAGUGGUUAUUGUAGGGGGAGACCCAUCAGAGCAGUUUUUCAUAGAGAGAUCUGAUGAAGGAGAGUUCGCCAUAAAGGCCUCUGAAACAGUAAACUGGGAGACUUUCCCUCACGGCUGUAACCUGACACUGCAGGCCAAAGACAGGGGGACCCCUCAGAAGUUCUCCUCUGUGAAGGUGGUCCACAUCCAGGUGAACAAAAGGCAGACAGCUGAGGUUAGGUUUGAGAAGGAGGUAUACGAUGUUAGUCUGAAUGAAAUCUCACCACCAGGCACGAUUGUAGCAGCUGUUAAACUCAAACCAGAGCCUGAUGAUGCAGAAUAUAUCCUGACUCCUUCUGCUGACUCUGCCUUCUUUCAAAUGAACACACUAACAGGUGUGAUCUCCACCACACGCUGGUUCACCCAGGUUAGCCGCGAUGUCUUUAACCUGGAGGUGUUAGAAAUAGAUAGUGAGCUCAAAGUUAAAGUGCGGGUAUCUAUUGAUGAUGCUAAUGAUAACACGCCCACGUUUGAUCAGCUGUCCUAUGAGGCUUUGGUCAAUGAAAGUGUCCCAGUUGGGACUAAUGUAUUAACAGUGUCUGCAGUGGACAAGGAUAAAGGUGAAAAUGGAUACAUCACCUACAGCAUCUCCAGCCUGCAGCCGAUACCUUUUAAGAUCAAUCAGUUUUCUGGUGUGAUCAGCACCACUAAAGAGCUGGACUUUGAAUCGUCCUCCGAGAGCUUCAUGUUUGUGGUCCGGGCCUCGGACUGGGGCUCACCUUACAGGAGAGAGAGUGAAGUCAAUGUCACCAUCCACCUGGAGAACAUAAAUGACAACCAGCCUCUGUUUGAGAGGGUGGGAUGUCAGGGAGUCAUCCCGAGAGAUUUCCCAGUGGAUGAAGUGAUUACCACGAUGUCUGCCAUAGACAUAGAUGAGCUAGAGUUAGUCAAAUAUAAGAUUGUUUCUGGGAAUGAGUGGGGGUACUUUGACCUGAAUCCAGAUUCAGGGGUCCUCUCACUGCAGCGUCCCCUUUCCACAGCAAGCCCAAAGAAUGGUGUCUUUAGUCUGAAAAUAACUGCCACAGAUGGCGAGAACUUCUCUGACCCCAUGUUUGUUAACAUCUCAGUAGUUCACGGGAAAGCUCCUCCAAAAAGUUUUAACUGUAAAGAGACAAGGGUUGCACAAAAAUUAGCUGAAAAGUUGCUAAAGAAAUCCAAAGCUAGCAUCAAGCCCAAAAUAGAGGAAGGAUUUAUUGACCUUUUCUCUGUCAAUCGACAGACGCCUCAGUUCGACAAAGCUUUCCCCACAGACAUCGCUGUGAGGGAGGACCUGAAGGUGGGCUCAAGUGUUUUCAAAGUGAACGCCUAUGAUGGUGACACAGGUUUUAAUGGUCAGAUCCUGUACGCCAUCUCAGAUGGAAACACUGACAGCUGUUUCACCAUCAACAUGGACUCUGGCCUUAUCACUGUGUUCCUGCCCAUGGACAGAGAAAAGAGGGAUCGAUAUCUCCUCAAUCUGACCAUCUAUGACCUCGGCCUGCCUCAGAGGUCUGCCUGGCGUCUUCUUACCAUUUACAUCGAGGAUGCUAAUGAUAACACGCCCCAGUUUCUGCAGGAAGGAGGCUAUAAGAUCAUCAUACCUGAAAACACUGCCAUAGGUACAGACGUCAUCCAGGUGGAGGCCACUGACAAAGACCUGGGGCCUAACGGUGAGGUUGUGUACUCUAUCCUCACCAGCACCUCCCAGUUUGGGAUCAACUCGUCCAAUGGGAUUGUGUAUGUGGCUGGACAACUGGACAGAGAGUUUGUUUCAGUUUUCAACUUAAAAAUUGAGGCAAGAGAUAAGGCAGAAAAAGGGGGACAGAGGUUUUCUGUGACCACUUUGAAAAUCGUCCUGGAGGAUGUGAAUGACUGCCCCCCACUGUUCAUCCCCAGCGUCUACAGAGCUAGAGCUCUUGAAGAUCUCCCUGUAGGGACUGUUGUGGCCUGGUUAGAAACCCAGGAUCCAGACCUAGGUCUGGGGGGUCAGGUCCGGUACUCUCUAGCCAAUGACUAUAAUGGCUGGUUUGAGGUAGACCGGACCAGCGGGGCUAUUCGACUCACAAAGGAGCUGGACUAUGAGACCCAGCAGUUCUACAACCUGACAGUGAAGGCCAAAGACAAAGGAAGACCAGUUUCUCUGCUAUCUGUCACCUUUGUGGAGAUCGAAGUUGUAGAUGUGAAUGAAAACCUCUACGCUCCUUACUUCUCCCAGUUCGCUCUGACAGGAUUAAUCAAAGAAAAUGCUCGGAUUGGAACGACUCUCUUGCAGGUCACUGCAAAUGAUGAUGACACCGGCAGAGACGGAGAAAUCCAGUACUCGAUCAGGGAUGGGAACGGACUGGGACGCUUCGCCAUUGAUGAAGAGACAGGUAUGAUCUACACCACCGACAUGUUGGACCGGGAGACAAAGGACUCCUAUUGGCUGACAGUAUAUGCCAGUGACCACGGCGUAGUGCCUCAGUUCGCCUCCAUCGAGGUGUUUGUACAGGUGGAGGAUGUGAACGAUAACGCCCCUUUGACCUCAGAGCCUGUGUACAGACCGUCAGUCUCUGAGAACUCCCCCCGAGACGUGUCUGUCAUCCAGAUCCAUGCCCAGGAUCCCGACGCCACGCCCCCCUCCUCUCCCGCUGACCGCCUCGCAUACAAGAUCAUCAGUGGAAACCCCCAGAACUUCUUCAGUAUCAACACACGCACAGGUCUGAUCACAACGACCUCGAGGAAACUGGACCGAGAACAGCAAACAGAGCACGUCUUAGAGGUGCUGGUGUCAGAUGGCGGCCCCAGCCCCCGGCAGAGUACAGUCUGGGUCAUGGUUCAGGUUCUGGAUGAAAACGAUAACAAGCCCACGUUUCCAGAGAAGGUUUAUCAGGUCAAACUCCCUGAAAGAGAGAGGAGGAAGAAGAGCGAGCCCAUCUAUAGAGUGUUUGCCUACGACCGUGAUGAUGGGCCCAACAGCGACCUCUCCUACAGUAUCACAGAUGGGAAUGAGGAUGGGAAGUUUUUCAUUGACCCAAAGACCGCCGUUGUGUCAUCACGCAAGGCCUUCACGGCUGGUAGCUACGACAUCCUGACAAUUAAAGCGACGGAUAACGGUCGUCCUCAGAAAUCAUCCACAGCUCGUCUUCACAUCGAGUGGAUCCGCCGUCCUCCCCCCUCGUCUGUCCCAUUGCUCUUUGAUGAACAGUUUUAUAAUUUCACUGUCAUGGAGAAUGACAAGGUGGCUGAAAUUGUGGGCGUUGUCUCUCUACAACAGAGCUCCACCCCCGUGUGGUUUGACAUCACAGGUGGAAACACGGACAGUGUGUUUGAUGUGGAGAAAGCUGUGGGAACCAUCAUCAUCGCCAAACCUCUGGAUGCUGAGCAGCGUGGCUUCUACAACCUGACAGUGCAGGCAACUGAUGGGACCAACACUGCCCAUACGCAGGUUCACAUCACCGUAAUAGACAACAACGACAACGCUCCCAUCUUUUCCCAACCAAACUAUGAUGUCACCAUCUCUGAGGACACGCCCCCUGACACUGAGGUUGUCCAGGUUCUGGCUUCAGACCGCGAUGAUCACCACAAGCUGACCUACUCACUGCAGAGCUCCAUCGACCCCAACAGCAUGCGUCUGUUCCGCAUCCACCCAAACCUGGGCACCAUCCACACCACUCAGAGAUUGGACCAUGAGGCCUGCGCCCAACACAUCCUCACCGUCAUCGUGAAGGACCAAGAGUUCCCAUACAGGAAAAACCUGGCUCGUGUGUUGAUUGAAGUGGAGGAUAUAAAUGACCAUGUGCCCAUCUUUACCAGUGCUCUCUAUGAAGGCUCAGUCUAUGAGUCAGCAGCAGUAGGCUCCGCUGUGGUCCAGGUCACCGCUCUCGACAAAGACAAAGGCGAGAAUGCAGAGCUACGAUACUCUAUUGAAGCAGGGAACACAGGAAAUGCUUUCCAUAUUGAACCAGUCCUGGGAAUCAUCACUUUGGCACGAGACCUGGACUUGUCCAGCAUCGGCCAUUAUGUUCUCACAGUCAGAGCCACUGACAGCGGAUCUCCUCCUCUUUCCACCACCACGAUAGUGCGAAUUGCUGUCACCCUCUCAGACAAUGCUGGCCCAAAGUUCCCUCAGCCGGAAUAUCAGGCUGAAAUCACAGAGAACGCAGUGGUGGGGACUUCUGUCACCACAGUCAGUGCAGUCAGCCAGUCUACCCUCACCUAUGACAUCAAGCAAGGAAAUGCCAACCGCGUUUUCCAGAUAAAUCAGUACAGUGGAGUGAUUACUAGUCAGAAACCUCUAGACUAUGAGACUACAGCAUCUUACACCCUAAUAGUCCAGGCAACAAACAUGGCUGGCAUGGCCUCUAAUGCUACUCUGUUAAUCCAGGUAGUGGAUGAGAAUGAUAACCCCCCUGUGUUCCUGCAGCUCCAUUACCGUGGCAGCAUCAGCGAAGCAGCUCCAGUCAACAGCGUGGUCUUAAACUCAGACGACUCACCUCUAGUUAUCAAAGCCACUGAUGCCGACCGCAACCAAAAUGCUUUGUUAGUUUACCAGAUUGUGGAAGACACGGCCAAGAUGUUCUUCACAGUGGACUCUGGAACUGGCUCCAUCAGAACUAUUGCUAAUCUGGAUCAUGAGACGUUUUCCAGCUUCCAUUUCCAUGUUCAUGUUAGGGAUAAUGGCAAGCCCCAGCUUACCGCAGAAAGUCCAACUGAGGUCACAAUACAAGUUAUUGAUACAAAUGACUCCCCUCCUCGUUUCAUCCAGAGUGCUUAUGAAACAGUCCUGUUACUCCCAACAUAUGUUGGAGUGGAAGCUCUGCAGGUUUCAGCCGUGGACCCUGACAAAGACGUCUCCACAGAGCUCACCUACUCUCUGACUGAUGGAGUGCUGGAGCACUUCACCAUACAGCCUUCCACUGGAGUCAUCAUUGUUAAAAACAACAACUUCUCCAAAGAGCGUUUUCGCUUCAGUGUCAAAGUUUCAGAUGGGAAAUUCUCUAGCACAGCUUUGGUAACCAUUCUUGUCCGAGAAGCUCUGGACUCUGGUCUCAGCUUCACCCAAAGUCUUUACUCCUCAUCUAUUCAAGAGAACAUAUCAAACAUCACUAAAGUGGCCGUGGUCAAUGCUGUGGGAAACCGCCUGAAUGAACCCCUGAAGUACUCUUUGUUAAAUGCAGGUGCUCGCUUCAAAAUACGUCCAACUUCUGGUGUGAUCCAAACCACAGGUGUGCCAUUUGACCGUGAAGAGCAGGAGUUUUAUGAGCUGGUCGUUGAAGCAAGAAGGGAGCAUGACCGUUUGCAUGUAGCUAGAGUUCUGGUUAGAGUCCAAGUGGAGGACAUAAAUGAUAACGCCCCAGUGUUUGUUGGACUCCCUUAUUAUGCUGCUGUUCAAGUUGAAGCUGAACCAGCAUCACAUAUUUUCAGAGUUAUGGCAGUAGACAGUGAUAAAGGCAUUAACGGAGAGGUGUCUUACUAUCUCAACGAUGACCAUGGCCACUUUGAGAUUGAUCGGCAGACAGGUAGUAUCAGUCUCAGGAGGGCGUUUGAGUCUGACUUGUCCAAUGUGGAAUACCAGAUGGUGAUUUAUGCCAGAGAUGGAGGUUAUCCUCCUCUCUCAUCCACCACAGAGUUCCCUAUAACUGUAGUCAACAAAGCCAUGCCUGUGUUUGACAAAUCAUUUUAUUCUGUCACUGUGAAUGAAGACGUGGCUGUACACACACCUAUCCUUGGUAUCAAUGCUACCAGUCCUGAGGGUCAAAACAUCAUCUACACUAUUGUUGAUGGAGACCCUUCCCUUCAGUUUGACAUUGGUUUUGAUACAGGAGUCAUAAGUGUGAUCCAUUCUUUAGACUAUGAAGCAUCCUCGUCUUACCACCUGACCAUCAGAGCCACAGAUUAUCUGACAGGUGCUCGUGCUGAGGUGGAUGUAGACGUAGUUGUCCUGGAUGUCAAUGAUAACCUGCCUGUCUUCCAGAAAAUGUCGUACAAGGUAGUUUUAUCUGAAACAGUCAUGAUUGGGACUCCUGCUCUUCAAGUUGUUGCCACAGACAAAGACUCUGAGAAAAACAACGUUGUCCGCUACCAGAUCUUUUCAGAUGUGCAGAACAGAACGGACUACUUCCACAUUGAUAGCAGUAGUGGAUUAAUCCUCACGGCGCGAAUGCUAGACCACGAACUUGUCCAGAAGUAUGACUUCACUGUCAGGGCCACAGAUAAUGGCUUCCCUCCACUCAGUAGUGAAGUUUCAGUCAUAGUUGUGGUUAAUGACAUGAACGACAAUCCUCCAGUUUUCAACCAGCUUCUCUAUGAAGCAUACGUGAAUGAGUUAGCACCCAGAGGUCACUUUGUAACUUGUGUCCAGGCGUCAGAUGCUGACAGAUCUGACUUUGACAAGUUGGAGUACAGCAUUUUAUCAGGAAAUGAAAGAAUGAACUUUGUGAUGGACAAGCAGACAGGAAUCAUCACAUUGUCAGGCCACCGUAAGCAGAGAAUGGAGCCUGCCUACAGUCUUAAUGUUUCCGUGUCUGAUGGAGUGUUCACCAGCACAGCACAGGUUCAUGUUAAGGUGCUGGGGGCCAACCUUUACAGUCCGGUGUUUGGACAGAACGUGUAUGAGGCAGAGCUACGAGAGAACUCUGCUGUGGGGACUAAAGUUGUACAGGUGAAAGCCACGGAUGCAGAUCCAGGAGUGUUUGGACAGAUUGUUUAUUCAUUUGUUAAUGAUGUUGGCAAAGACCAAUUCAGCAUUGAUACUAGUGGUCAGAUCAGCACAGUGGAGAAGCUAGACCGUGAGGACCCGGCCAAUAAGGACAUUGUGCUGACAGUAGCAGCCCUUGACUCAGGUGGACGUGUCUCCUAUUGUACAGUCCAUGUUUCCUUGCUGGAUGAGAAUGAUAACGCACCUCAGUUUCGUGCCACAGAGUAUCGAGCUUCAGUCAAGUCUGAUGUGGCGAAAGGUUAUCUUGUGACACAGAUUCAGGCUUAUGAUCCUGAUGAUGGCAGUAAUGCCAAAGUGGCAUACUCUCUCUACAGUGAGGCACAUGUCCCUGUAGUAGACAUUUUGGAAAUAGACCUAGACAAUGGCUGGAUGGUGACUAAAGGCAGCUUCAGCCACUUGAGGAAUUCUGUUUUAUCUUUUUUUGUGAAGGCUGUGGAUGGGGGUAACCCAGUUCGGCACUCGCUCGUGUCUGUCUACAUCCAUGUUCUCUCUCCAGAUGCCUUCAUUCCCUCCUUCAGCCAACAUCAAUACGUGUUUCGAAUGCCAGAGGACACCCCUUUAGGUUCUGCCAUCGGGACAGUACGCCUCAACCCUCCUCCAGGACAUGCCCCACUCUCUGCAACUUUUGCAGUGGUUAAUGGACAGACUGGAGAAAACAACCAGGAUGGGGUGUUUGUAGUAGAGAGGGACACGGGUGUGAUCAAGCUGGAUAAGCCUUUGGACCAUGAGGUGAUCAAAGGAUACCACUUCAAAGUGACAGCCACUGCACAGCAGGCUAAGUUGGAUUCUGUGACUUCUGUGGAUGUAGAAUUCAAAGUGCUGGAUCUAAAUGACAACAAACCAGCUUUUGAGGCCGUCUCCUAUGAGGCCACAGUGAUGGAGGGAAUGUCAGUCGGAACCAGGAUUAUACAAGUCCAAGCAACAGACCCUGACUCAGGGGCCAAUGGUCAGGUGACAUAUAGUCUGGGGGCAUUGGUCCAGUCAGAGGAGAAUUCAAAUGUGAUAGCUGACACUUUUAGUAUUGACAGCAACACGGGCUGGAUCUCCACACGCAAAGACUUGGACCAUGAGACCAAUCCAUCGUACACAUUCACAGUGGUGGCCUCAGAUCUUGGGGAGACUGUCUCUCUUUCUAGCACCACCACAGUGACUGUUGCUGUCUCAGACGUCAACGACAACCCGCCAAGGUUUCUGGAGCUACAUUAUGUUGGUUCAGUUCAGGAGAGCGACCCGCCAGGGGAGGUGGUAGCUGUGCUGAACACCAGAGAUGAUGACAGCUCUGCAGUGAACCGACAAGUCAGCUACCACAUCACUGGUGGGAACCAUCGUGGGGUAUUUGCUCUCGGCCUGGUCCAGGGCGAAUGGAAGAUGUACGUGAAGUGGCCCCUGGACAGAGAGGAGUGUAACCUUUACAUCAUCAAUGUCACUGCCAGCGAUGGACUCUUUGUUUCCCAGGCAACUGUGGAGGUGACAGUGAUCGACACCAACGACAACAGCCCUUUGUGUGAACAGGCUGUCUAUUCAGCGUCUAUCUCAGAGGACCUCCCCCUCCACAGCCCCAUCCUGAGGAUCCGGGCUUCAGACGCUGAUGUGGGCAUCAACGCCUGGAUCCAGUAUUCUCUGCAUGGAACAGGAUCUCAGGACUUCAUCAUGGAGCCAGAUACAGGUGAGAUCAAAUCUUCAGUGCUCCUGGACCGGGAGGUGACGUCCAGUUACCGACUGAGCGCCCAGGCCACAGACGGCGGAGGACGGUGGUGUCGUGCGGAGGUUCAACUGGUGGUGACGGACGUGAACGACAACCCACCCAUCUUCACUCAACCUCAGUACACUGCCAGUGUGUAUGAAGACACUGCAACCAAGGCGCUGCUGACCCGCAUCCAGGCCAUCGACCCAGAUGAAGGUCCAGGUCGGAUGGUGGUGUAUUCUCUCGCUGACUCAGCAGGGGGUUCCUUCUCCAUCGAUAAGUCAUCGGGUAUUGUGGUUUUAGAGCGGGUUCUGGACCGGGAGAUGCAGCCAGCCUAUCAGAUUACAGUCCAUGCCUCAGACCAGGGUUCCCCACAGCCCCUCUCCUCGCUUGUCAACGUCACCAUCACUGUGCUUGACAUCAAUGACAACCCACCUGUGUUUGAGCGCCGCGACCAGCUGGCGACCGUGCCGGAAGAUGUGGGGGUGGGGACAGAGGUUCUGAGGGUUUACGCCGCCAGCAAAGAUAUUGGGACAAAUGCAGAGAUCACCUACAGCAUCCGGUCAGGAAAUGAGCACGGGAAGUUCCACAUCCACCCACUGACAGGAGCCAUCCUCGUCGCUCAUCCUCUGGACUUUGAGACCUGCAGGGACUACUUUCUGACCGUGGAGGCUCGUGACGGCGGCACACCUCCACUGAGCGCCAUCACUACAGUGAACAUAAACCUGACAGACGUCAACGACAACGCACCCAUGUUCAGUAGAGACAUGUACACAGCUGUGGUGUCAGAGGACGCCACCAUCGGAGAGCCUGUGGUUCAGCUGUUAGCAGAGGAUGUGGACAGUCAGCUGAAUGGAGCCAUCCUUUACUCCAUCAUCAGUGGAGACCGGGACAGUUCCUUCUUCAUUGACCCGCUGCGAGGGAUCAUCAAGGUCAACAAGAAGCUGGACCGAGAGACAGUCCCGAGUUACUCGUUGUCUGUGAGGGCGCUGGACAGUGGGGCCCCGCCUAUGUCCUCUACGGUUAUGGUCAACAUUGACAUCUCUGACGUCAACGACAAUCCGCCCACCUUCUCCCCCGCCAAUCUGUCCACAGUCAUUCAGGAAAACAAACCGAUCGGGACCACCAUCCUGCAACUGUCCAUCACAGACCUGGACUCCUCACACAAUGGCCCUCCCUUCGAGUUCAGGAUUCUGUCAGGAAACUCAGGAGGAGAGUUUGUUCUGGAGAAAGAUGGCACACUGGUGGCCAAUCAGGUGUUCAGGAGAGACCUGGCUACUGAAUAUGUCCUCCACAUUCAGGUGUCGGACUCAGGUAAGCCCCGUCUCUCGUCAUCCUCAACACUGACAGUCAGAGUGAUUGAGGAAUCCCUCCAUCGCCCAGUGGCAUUACCUUUAGAGAUUCACAUCGUCACCAUGGAGGAUGAGUUUCCUGGAGGAGUGAUUGGCCAGCUGCAUGCCACUGAUGCUGAUCCUUAUGAUGCUUUGACAUUUGGCCACGCCCCUCCAGCCCAGCGAAGCCUCUUCAAGAUCAGCCCUCGUGAUGGGAAGAUCAUCGCCCUGGGGGGUUUGGAUGCUGGCCGUUACUCCCUGAAUGCCAGUGUGACUGAUGGCAGAUUUGCUGUGCCUGUGCCCGUGAGUGUGCAUGUGGAGCAGGCAACCCCAGAGAUGCUGCGUGAGGCGGUGACGGUGCGUUUUGAGAGUGUGGCACCACAGGAUUUUGUAGCUCUGCACAUGAAGAGCGUGCUGAAAGUGAUGCGUCAGGCUGCCGCCUCUCAACAGCAGGACAAACUGCACAUGCUCAGUCUGCAGCCAGUGGGCGGUACCCAGCAGCUGGACAUGCUGGUUGCAGUUGAAACAGCAGGCGAGGGAUACUACAAGGCAGCCUACCUGACCCAGAAGUUGAGUGCUUCACGGCGGCAGCUGGAGGAGGUGCUCCGAGUGUCAGCCAUCUUGGAUAAGAACUGUUCGGGGCUGGAGUGUCGCGGGGCGCAGUGUGAACAGAGCAUCAUCCUUGAUUCACACAACCUUGCAACAUACAGCACACCACGGGUCAGCUUUGUUUCCCCACGCUUCCACCGCACAUCUCGAUGCACCUGCACAGACUCCAGCUGUGCCGUGCUCUCUGAACAGUGUGAGGACCAGCCAUGCCCUGCAGACAUGCAGUGUGUUUCUAUUGAGGCCACCAGAGGGCGCUACGCCUGCCAGUGUCCACCAGGGAAACUAGGAGAGUGUGCAGGUCACUCGUCUCUGAGUUUCUCAGGCAACAGCUACAUAAAAUAUCGCCUCUCUGAGCGUCUGCAGACAGAGCUGAAGCUCAGCCUGAGGAUCAGAACGCUGCAGAGUCGAGGAAUCAUCAUGUACACGCACACUGAACCCUGCACUGUGCUCAAGCUUGAAGAGGGGAAGCUGUGGUUUCAGCUCACCUGUGGCCUCUCCAUUGGUCCCGAUCCUCUCUCUGACAUCUCUGACAUGUUGGGUAUUUCUGGGCGGAGGAUAAAUGAUGGUGCCUGGCACACUGUCGCUCUGGAGAUCAACAGAAACUUCAGCAGCCUGGCGCUUGAUGACAGCUAUGUGGAACGACGUCGUGGACCACCAUUCAUCCAGCCGCUGGCUCCAGACAGAACCAUCUACUUUGGAGCUCUGGUGCAGAACCCAAACUCUCGUAGCCUGAUGGACACUCAGAAGGACCCCAGGGUACUGCAGGGGUUCCAGGGCUGUCUUGACUCUGUGAUGCUUAACAACAACGAGCUGCCUCUGCAGAAUAAACGCUCCAGGUAUGCAGAGGUGGUGGGACUGACUGAGAUGAAGUUGGGCUGCAUCCUCUACCCCGACCCCUGUCUGCAGCAGCCCUGUCGCAAUGGCGCCACCUGCACUAGCCUGCCCUCUGGUGGGUUCUCUUGCAGCUGUAACCCCCAGUACACUGGGGGACGUUGUGAGAUGGAGAUAACAGCAUGUGUUCCUAACCCGUGUCAGAAUGGAGGCGUGUGUAAAACCAUCGGGAACGCCUUUUUGUGUAGCUGCAGGAGAGGAUUCAAAGGCCUGACCUGUGAAGAGGAUGUGAACGAAUGUGACCGCAAUAACCCAGAAGGCGAGUGUGAGAAUGGUGGCGUGUGCGUUAACACUCAUGGCUCAUUCUACUGCAACUGCACUGCGGGCUUCGUGGGGCAGCGGUGCAGCCUGCGCCCCGUCGUCGUCCCUGACAUGCAAGCGGGACAUGCCGUGGUUGGAAAGGAAGAGCUUAUCGGCAUCGCUGUGGUGCUCUUGGUCAUCAUCACCCUCAUCAUCCUCUUCAUCGCCUUCAGGAAGAAAGUUUUCCAGAAGAACUACUCCAGAAACAACCUGUCCCUGGUCCAAGACCCGGCCACCGCUGCACUGCUAAACAAGGCCAACGGCGUCCAGUUCAAGACCCUGCACUGCUCACCGGGAGACCCACUCAACCUGUACUCAGAGCCCACUGUGGUGGGGGUCGGGGGAAUGCUGGGACCCCCACAGGUCCCUGUGCGGCCAAUGGCAUACACACCCUGUUUCCAAGGGGACCCACGGUCCACGCUGGAGAAAAUGGUGGAUGGUCGGGGGGUAGAGCACACAGAGAUGAGUACCUUUCACCCAGAGUCUCCCAGGAUCCUGUCAGGGACCACUAGAAGAGGGGUAGUGGUCUGCAGUGUGGCCCCUAAUCUGCCAGCAGUGUCACCCUGUCGCUCGGACUGUGACUCCAUCCGAAAGAGCCCCUGGGACAGCGAUGAGGGUAAGAUGGUGGACAUGGCAGAGGAGGUGACGUGUUUCUCAGGGAGCAACAAAGGCAGUAACUCAGAGGUCCAGUCCCUGAGCUCCUUCCAGUCUGACUCCUGUGAUGAUAAUGCGUAUCACUGGGACACAUCUGACUGGAUGCCGAGCACGCGGUUGUCCGACAUCGAGGAGGUUCCAGGGUACGAAGCGGCUCCCAGCGGUGGCGAGGGUGCAGUGUCAGCCCCCCGACUUACAGGAAGCACACGAGAACUGGAGUCAGACUACUACCUAGGGGGCUACGACAUCGACAGCGACUACCCCCCUCCCCAUGAUGAGGUCUUCUUGUCCCAGGACCAGCUGCCUCCGCCUCUACCCACAGCGGAGGACUACCCUGAAGCCUACAUGCCGCUGCCCGCCAACACUCCUGCUUCCAAGGAGAGCACGCUGAGCUCGGGCAGCACUGGGCGCCAGCACACCAGACCGCACUUCCACCCCAGCCAGUACCUGCCCCCCCACCAGCUGCCACUGGGGGAGGCGCCCCGCAGGGACUUAAGCACGUCAGGGGGCGGGGGUACCCCAGGAAACGGGGACACUGAGGACUCUUCGUCUCUGAACUUGCGCCUGUCUGUGGGAGCGUCAUCCGCCUCGGACAUGUCUGCUCCCUGUGGGCUGGAAGACUCGGAACACAGCAGUGACUUUGACAGUAUGGAUGAGCUGAGGCGAGGUGUGACCAUCACUACAGACUCUCAGCAGCAGACUGAGGUGUGAUGUCAGAGGUGAGGUGUGAUGUCAGAUGAAAGAUGGAGGAAAACACAGAGCAGACAGCAGGAAAUGCACACAAAGGUGUCACCACAGAGGGAGAAAUGUCAACAAUUCACAAAGAGACGCUUACACAGAAACACACUUCUUUAAAACACCUUGCUCUCCUGAUCUAUGAGGCUGUUUACACCUAACAUUAACAUCCAAACUGGGUGGUCUGAUAAGCUGACAGCUCUUAAAUACAGGUGUUUACACUUUGCAUUAACAAUGCAUCGCCACAGAACACUUGAGAUCCUGCCUCACAUGCAAAUAAGCUCUUGAGGGUUUAUGUGUGUCUGAAUUGCACAGGAUUUGUGCAAAAGGACUGCGCGUGUUUUCGUCCACUCCUUGAAUCCUGUGCAGUUCUGUGAGCAGAUGUGUUUUGAGGUUAUAUGACAAAAAAUUCUCACUAAGUUUCCUUUUCAGUUUUUGCUAAGACACACUAAAACAUUUUAUUUAUAUCUGCCUGUUUCCACCAUUGAAGUUUUUAAAGACCACACAGAGGCAGAAGAUGAUUUGAUACGUACCGCAGCACUUUUUAUAUUUUCUCAUUUAAGGACUCUAGUAUCAUACUCAAUCCAAUCCACUUUAUUUUUAUUGCACAUUUAAAAAUGAUGUUUACCUUAGUGCUGCACAGCCACUAGAAACAGAGCAGAUUAUAAAACAGUGUAAAUAAUAUAAAUAAAUAUCUUCCCUAUAACGUGCAUCAGUUGUGAUCUGCAGAUGUGAUGAUGCAUGAAUCGGGUGUGUUUACUGCGCGAUGCUGCAGAUUAACAGCUGCUUUCUCUCUCUCUGCUGCAGAGGGACGCUCAUCUGUAUUCAGCUGUUUGUGGGUGGGGGGGUUAGCUGUUGUCACUGUAAAUGUGUGUGUAUUUUCCAUGGCGUGCAAAUAGUGUGUCUGUGUGCAGAAACACUCAGUUACAUCACUGACUCGCAUAAUUACAUUACACAAUAGGGAAAACACAAAAGCCUUAUUUACAUGCUUAGCAUCUGCAUAAAAACAUCAUCAUUUACACCUGCUAGGUUAGCUCACAAACACUUUAUGCAUCACAGUUUAAAUCCAGAGGAGGGCAGCAGAGGUCCUUCCUACUGUCAUGGUGCACGAGUGUUUACACUACCAAACCAGUGUGGAUAAAUGUGACAGACCACCAUAAUCCAUCCUCAUUAGACUGUGUUCAAACCGAGCAUUAAGGCUUUCUGGUGUUAAUAUGAGGUGUAAACAGUCUGCCCUGAACAGAGACAGUCCAGUUUAACAAUACCAGAGAGUUUGAGGUGUCAGUAUGCCCCUGCUGUGCAGACCAAUCAGAAGUGUCCUUCCUGCUGCAGAAUGGAGUCACAGAGAUGUGUUCAGAGAGUUUUCGAGGAUGUGACUGACUGAUGUGUAAAGAUGAAAAGAACAGAUGUGGAAAAGAGAAAGGACAAUCCUGUAAGUGAACAGUUUGUUUGAUUCCUGCUCCUUUAGACGUCCAUCACACCUCCUCUUUCUAAAAAUCCUCCUUUUCUGUUCCUCCUAUUGAAUUUGUACAUUUUUGUAGCGCUCCCAGUCUGUACAGUCUUUGUAAAAUAGAUGGAUCAGACUGACUGAUGAAAAAGUGUUCUGGCCACAUUGCAGAAAGCCAUGGGUUUGUUUGAUGUGCUCACCCCUGUCCAGAAAAAGAUGAACGUCCCCACAAAGCCAUGAUGCAUCAAACAUCAUAACAUUCAGUUUAUUAAUGAUAAAGCACUUCUUUUGUUUUAUACCGAGCCAUGAGCUGCUGCUGAUAAUAUUUAAUUUUAAGGCCAUUAUCCUCAGAUCAGCGCUGUGUUGCACCAGUUAUGCCUAAAUUCAAAUGUAGCCUAGUAAAAGUGUAAGUUUGCUAACACUAAUUGAAGGGGACUCAAAUUGCACUGUUAUUGGCUCCCACCUUUUUUCCUCAGGGACCCUACUUGUAUCUAGGAAAAGCCAAUCCCCACAGGACUCAUCUGGAAAAAGAAAAACAACUCAUCAUUUUGAGUUGUUUUUACUGACAAAAUCCAAACAUCAUAAUAAUUUUAAACAGCUAUCAAACAGCUGCUGUUAUUCUAGUACGCCACCAGGUGUCACUGUUUUUCCUCAGAAUGAAACCCCAAACUUUCAAAUCUUUCUCGGCACAAUUGGAGAGAGAUGCUUUUUGAGGCUUCAUUUGCACAUCACAAGUUAACAGAAAUUCUUUCCAGCCAUUAGCAAGAAAAAUGUUUUCUUUUCUGUCAGAUUAUUUCUGUUAAUUUGGACACUAUACUAGUUCAGAUGAAGCCUACAUUUCCACGCUAACCAAUCAAUGGGACAAACUUGCUACUUUCAUUGUAGAGUUUAGUGUUGACACCCGAACCUUAAAAUUUUGCAUAACUGGUGUAACAGGCCACAGGGAUUGAGUAUUUAAGUCACAAAUUUUGCACAGCAGUGAUUAAUCCUUUGUGAAUUUGGGGGAAAAUCUUCUAUAAAUCAGGCAGCACUAAACUCCUUUUUAGUUAUUUCUGCAUCGAUUUUAUAACAAAAUAUAUUUCCCAAAUAAAAGACCUGAAUGCUUCAUUCAGAGUCAUGAAAGUCUGUAUCUGGAUCAGGCUGAUCUAGACAAAAAAUUAAACAUAGCUUGGCCUUAGAUAGAAAAAAGUUGAUUUAAAAUCCAGAUAAUUUUAUACAUUUUGAACAGUUGUGGAGUGGUGAUGAGAAAGGGUAAUAUGAAGGUUGAACUGAGUAGCCACAGCUGUCAAUGGCUUCAGGGUUUCUGUUUGUGUUAGUGGCACUUGAAAUUUCUUUUGAUCAAUGAUGUUGUUUUCCAUAUUUUUAUUUUUUUGUGCAUUAUCUCUAAAAGCCUGCAGGUGGCAGUGUGUCAUUGGUCCUUUGUGUUGGAGAGACUUUGUAAAGCACACAAUGAGCAGGUUAAGACUCUUUGCCAAAAAUAAUUGGCCAGCACCAGCUGCACUGUCCUGAGAGCCUGAGUCCAUAUUUGAUCACCUGUCACCUGUUUGUCUCACGCUGACACGCCAUGUUUCUAAAGCCAUGAGGAGCAGCCACGUUUAUCCGGAGUUUUCUGUUCCUCUGUAGCAUCUUCAGCAUAUCUGCAAACGAGGGUUGUCAAGAUACCAGAAUGUUGAACUUAAGAUGAUUCUAGUUCAUGUCAAACAAUAUAUAUGCCUGUUUGAUACCACAACACUAAAAUAGGGUCAUUUCUUGCUUUUAUGACCAAAAAUUGCAGGCGCCCUUCUGCACACUUUCUAAAUUGCAUGAAAGCGUAAAGUGAGUUUAAAAAAGUACUGAAGCUUUUAAACAGUGUCAAGUCUUCUGUCAUAUUUUUAAUCAUAAGAGAGAGUGAGCACUGUCUAAAUUGCACAAAAGAGUCAGCAGUGUUUUAAAUGUUGCCAACAUUUUUGUGCAAUUUAAACAGUGUGCAGGAGUUUGCCUGCCAUUUUUGAUGGGUUCAUUCCUCUCUUGCACACCAGUGCUAUGAAAUCGAUGUAGCUUUUUCUUAAGUGUCAGUACUUUUUGAUACCGUCUAACAUAAAGUUAACAAAGAUUGUAUCGUUGGUACCUAAUAGUAUCAGAGUAUUGGAAAUCUGACAACCUUUCUGCAGACUGAAGUCAAAGUUUCCUGCAGGUCACUGAUGGUCAGUUUUUAUCCAGAGCAGACAGCGCAUCGUCUGAUCUGUGCACACAGCUCCGUGUUCUUUGUAAAGAUGUAUGUUUGUGUUAAAUCUGUACAGUGUAUAUAAAUAGGUUGUUAAAAUGCAGAUUUUGUAGAUAUUGAAAUGCAAUCCUGAACUGCCUUUGUUCUUUUUGUUUAGUUGUACUAUUUUGAUGUGAAUGUGGACAAAAAGAGACUCGAGUUAUUUUCACAUCAUUCCUCUCUGACACUGACUGAAUGAAUGCCAUGUCAAUAUUAGAAAUAAGUUUUGCACAGUAUUAAAUCCAGACUUUUUUAUUUUCUUUUGUUAAAACAUUUUUACUGUCAUGAGGGAUCCUUUUGUACAUUUUUAUUUCAUCAGGAAUGUUUUAAUGAAAUCCUAAUGACAGACAUUAGGCUGUGUCACCAAUAUGUCCUCUACCUGCAGACUGACUGUACAA
Molecule: messenger RNA, 17929 nt
Organism: Cheilinus undulatus (humphead wrasse)
Lineage: Eukaryota; Metazoa; Chordata; Actinopteri; Labriformes; Labridae
Gene: fat3a
Product: FAT atypical cadherin 3a
Exons: 27
Coding region: 1-13818 (4605 amino acids)
Biological process (GO): homophilic cell-cell adhesion
Cellular component (GO): cell-cell junction; plasma membrane
Molecular function (GO): calcium ion binding
Source: RefSeq, a predicted model, not a curated record